UAACGGUCCAAACAUAGCUGAGGGCAACAGUGCAAAAUGUCCACUAGAUGGCAGAAAAGAGACCUAUCACCACCCGACAGGAAAGUUUCGUUUUUCUGGCAAAUCCAGCUGGCUAGUUCAGCCAACAGAAACGCCCUGCUCAAACAGACUUUCCAACACAACACUAGAACUCUUCUAAGUCAAGCUGUGUGUCAGUCCACUGUGUAUCAGUCAGCUGCAGGGAUGGCGCACCAGGAGCAGAGCACAGCCACUUUCCCCGAGCACAUCCGCAAGAAACGGAACGGUGAACAGCUGAGCGCUGGGGAGAUCCGAGACUUCGUACAGGGUGUCAAGGACAAGACCAUCCAAGAGAGUCAGAUUGGAGCCAUGCUGAUGGCAAUCUGGCUGCAGGGAAUGGUAGCGGAGGAGACUCACGCACUGACGAAGGAGAUGAUGAUGUCAGGGGAAGUGAUGUCAUGGCCGGCAGAGUGGGCGGGGCUAAUGGUGGAUAAACACUCGACGGGUGGAGUGGGGGACAAGAUCAGCCUGGUGCUGGCUCCUGCUCUGGCUGCCUGCGGCUGUAAGGUACCCAUGAUAAGUGGCAGAGGUCUGGCGCACACAGGCGGCACGCUGGACAAACUGGAGUCCAUCCCUGGUUAUAACGUCUAUCAGUCAGUACAACAGCUGCAUCGAAUCCUGGAGGAGGUUGGCUGUUGCAUUGUAGGACAGACAGAUAACCUGGUGCCUGCUGACAAGGUCAUGUACGCUCUGAGAGACGUUACGUCUACAGUCGACAGCCUCCCACUCAUCACAGGCUCUAUCAUCUCUAAGAAGGGUGCUGAGUCUCUGAGUGCGUUGGUUCUGGAUGUGAAGUUUGGGAAUGCAGCUCUCUACAAAGACCUGGGCAGUGCCAAGUCACUGGCCCAGUCCAUGGUGACAGUUGGGAACAGUUUGGGGAUCCGUACGGGGGCGGUGCUUAGUCGUAUGAACUGUCCUAUUGGUCGCUGUGUGGGGAACACUCUGGAAGUGAUGGAGUCCCUGGAGUGUCUAAAGGGGAGGGGCCCCGACGACAUACUGGAGCUGGUCACAAGUCUGGGUGGGCUGCUGUUGUGGAUGAUUGGCCGUGCAGGGAGCCUGGAGGAGGGUAAAAAGGUGAUCUCUAAAACCCUGCAGAAUGGUGCAGCCCUGGAAAAGUUCCAGAACAUGAUGAUUGGUCAGGGAGUAACCAGUCAGAUCGCUGCAUCACUCUGUUCAACCAACGCAGACUACUACAGCAUCUUGAGAAGGGCACACUACCAGACAGAACUGGAGACACAGGGCCACGGGACAGUGCUGGACAUAGAUGGCAUGGUCAUUGCUCAGGUGCUGCACAGGUUGGGGGCGGGACGUUCGAAGGCCGGAGACCCUGUCAAUCACAGCGUGGGGGCGGAGCUUCUGGUGUCUUUGGGACAGAAGGUGGAGAAAGGGCAGCCAUGGCUGCGUGUCCACUACGAGACUCCAGCGCUGAGUGCAGAGCAGAGACUCAGUCUACAAGGGGCGCUGACACUGGGGACCGCCGACCAGCUACACACACAGCCACUAGUGGCAGAAAUCAUACUGCCAUAGUGACACAAAUCCACUCUAUGUUAAAGCUUGAUUGGGAGAUGACCUGCCUUUGGGAAUCUCAGUGUUUAAUUUUUAAAGGAUGUAUAGAUCAGAACUAAAGGCCUGUGUCUCCUGCUCUUCACUCUCAAAGUCCUCUCUGAACCACCCAUAUAAAGUCACAUGAUUCUGUGGAGACUGAAUAGAUGUUAACCGUUUCCAGGAACCGUUAUGAAUCGCAGGAUUGUUCUCCAGAAAAACACAUUAAGCCAAAACAGAUGUUGAUUUACAGCUUGAGUGAGUGUGUGUGUGUGUGUGUGUGUGUGUGUGUGUGUGUGUGUGUGUGUGUGUGUGUGUGUGUGUGUGUGCGUGCGUGCGUGCGUGCGUGCGUGCGUGCGUGUUUGGGGAUUUUCCUUUUUGGUUUGUCUCAGCAUGAACUCAACAGAUUCUUCCAAAACAACAAUGAUACUACUUUCCACAUUGCUUUUAAAUAUGAAUACACAUGUCCACACAUCUCUAUUACAAUAUAAAUAUAAGAACAAAAUGUUUGGCCCGUAUGGCCCUAACAACCUAGUAACUUUAAUAUUAUGCAAACAUUUGGUGGCACAGAAAGAAAGGAGAUAUUACUGCACUGUUGGAGAUAUGAACACAAGUAUUUCACUACUCACUCACAUACACAUAUCUGCUAAAUAUGUGUAUGUGACCAAUAAAAUGUAGUUUGAUUUGAUUUGUGAAGGAUAUCCUAAAAGCCCAAUGUAGGAUGUAGGCUACAUCUCAAUCAAUAUAAAAAUGUAUUGAAAAUGAAAUACAUAAAUCAAAUUUACAUAAGCAUUCAAACC
Salvelinus namaycush (lake trout) is the source of this 2399-nucleotide messenger RNA. RefSeq names its product thymidine phosphorylase-like. Gene Ontology annotation, biological process: pyrimidine nucleobase metabolic process; pyrimidine nucleoside metabolic process. The record is from RefSeq and is a predicted model, not a curated record. Gene Ontology annotation, molecular function: 1,4-alpha-oligoglucan phosphorylase activity; pyrimidine-nucleoside phosphorylase activity. Gene Ontology annotation, cellular component: cytosol. The transcript has 11 exons. Bases 37 to 1584 code for a protein of 515 amino acids. Lineage: Eukaryota; Metazoa; Chordata; Actinopteri; Salmoniformes; Salmonidae.